AAAAUCAGCAAAAAAUUCCCUCAACUAAGUAUAUAUACACACGCUGAUUAACACUUCCUUCAUUCAAUUUUCAGCCUCUCUCUCUCUCUCUCGAUUUUGCACUUUUCCUCCGAAAUCACUUCACUCAGCAAAUAAACCCCCAAAAAUGGCCAAAUUCUCCGCGAUAGUGUUGGUACUGAUCUCGGCAUUGGUCGCCGGAUCCGCUCUCGCUCAGUCCCCAUCCGCCGCGCCUAAGGCUGCUCCGACCGCCGCACCGUUGGCUGCUCCGCCGAAGCAAGCUGCGGCUCCUUCGCCGCACGCAUCUGCUCCGUCGUCGGCGCCUACCACCUCUUCUCCUCCCGCUCCUCCGAGCGAUGUUCCAGCUGGAUCUCCCGUUUCUCCUCCGUCCAUCGCCAGCGCCCCUGGUGGUUCUGCUCCGGCGCCUCACUCAGCCGCCGCGUUGAACCGCGCCGCCGUCGCCGGAUCCGCCGCUCUCGUGGUUUUAUCGGCUGCUUUAUUGAUUUAGGUUGAUUUAUGCUAGUGUUUUUUUUUUUAUUUUUUGUAUUUUAUGUUUGGGGAUUUGAUUUAAUUUGAAUUGAUUUUAUUUAUGAUGUAAUCAUUUGAUUAUUUAUGGUUAUGGAUAUUUAUGUUUCAGGCA
Messenger RNA from Salvia splendens (bonfire salvia), 637 nucleotides. Its product is annotated as classical arabinogalactan protein 5. The record is from RefSeq and is a predicted model, not a curated record. NCBI's taxonomy places the organism in Eukaryota, Viridiplantae, Streptophyta, Magnoliopsida, Lamiales, Lamiaceae. The coding region runs from base 146 to 505 and encodes 119 amino acids. The transcript has a single exon.